AUCGCGCCGGCUUUGAAUGUUCUCACGAAACUCAUUUACUCCGUUGACAACAAGAUCCUGAUCGACGCGUGCUGGGCUAUUUCCUACCUCUCCAAUGGCUCAAACGAUAAGAUCCAAGCUGUCAUCGAGUCUGGUGUCUGCCGCCGCCUCGUCGACCUACUUUUGCAUCCAUCAACUUCUGUCCAGACUCCGGCCCUGCGCUCCGUAGGAAACAUCGUGAUGGGUGACAACCUGCAGACCCAGGUGGUCAUUGCAAGCGGCGCUCUCCAGGCCCUUCGUUCGCUCUUGAGCAGCCAGAAGGACGGCAUCCGCAAGGAGGCAUGCUGGACGAUCUCGAACAUCACCGCCGGCUCGUCGCCGCAGAUCCAGGCAAUCAUUGAUGCCAACAUCAUCCCCGCCCGUCGAGCACAUACCCGGCCGCCAUCAUGCUCGUAG
Peniophora sp. CBMAI 1063 is the source of this 435-nucleotide messenger RNA. The record is from the annotation of a GenBank genome assembly. NCBI's taxonomy places the organism in Eukaryota, Fungi, Basidiomycota, Agaricomycetes, Russulales, Peniophoraceae.